Messenger RNA from Stegostoma tigrinum, 3003 nucleotides. Its product is annotated as high affinity immunoglobulin gamma Fc receptor I-like. The record is from RefSeq and is a predicted model, not a curated record. Gene Ontology annotation, biological process: cell surface receptor signaling pathway. Lineage: Eukaryota; Metazoa; Chordata; Chondrichthyes; Orectolobiformes; Stegostomatidae. Gene Ontology annotation, molecular function: transmembrane signaling receptor activity. Bases 216 to 1760 code for a protein of 514 amino acids. The transcript is spliced from 11 exons.
CCACACUCUGUGCAGAGCGAGGCACUUGAAGAGGCUGUUAGUUUCAGGACUGUUUCUUGACAAGGAGUGUUAUGUGUAAACAUUAGCUGGAUUCUCCCGUUCCAUCAAAGCAACUCCCUGGCUGCGCUCCCCUGCCACCAGCAGGAUCAGACAAGGAAGAAACAGCAGACUGAGUCACUGACUGAAUACACACCCCAAACAGACAGGGCGCUGCGAUGGAGAUCCUCACCACUCUCCUGCUGCUCGGGCAAGCGAUGAUUGUACAAAUACAAGAAGGUUCCUCAACAGAGACUGGAACACCCGUACUAACGAUGGAGCCAAUGUGGGAGAGAUUCUUAACGGGUGACUGGAUCAUUCUUAGAUGUGAUGCUGGUCGAGAGCUUCAUUCUGUGAGAUAUAAGUGGUUCGUAAACAACACUAUCCAAGAGUUCAGCGAGAAGAUUUACACCAUUGAGGCUGCUGGAAUAGAGCAUAAUGGGGAAUACAGAUGCCAAACUUUGACACAAACAACAGCCGACAGUAACAGCAUUCUCGUGAGAGUAUCCGCUCCUGAAUUGUUUGUGAGGAUUGAGACUGAGCCAGAACCUCUGUGGUAUGAGCAGACAUUGAGGUUGAGUUGUAACUGCACAUACCCCACGCCAAAUGAAUUCAUUUACACAUUUUAUCAGGAAGGUUCUGUUAUUGCUGAGUUCCGGACAAGAAAUAAAAGUGUUUCUUUUCGAAAGGAGCGGGUUACAUUUGAGGAUACAGGACGGUAUCGAUGCCAAAUGCAGUUUGUUGAUUAUCCCGAUGGUCCUGUGUACACAUCAGCUUACAGACGUGUAGAUGUGCGAGAAAGUCCGGUGAUACUGCAGGUGGAUCCCAGACUGCAGAGAGAUGGUGAUCCCAUCACACUGAAUUGUCGGUGUACCCAGGACCAUGUGUGUGGGACAGGACAAAUUUACUUCUACAGAAAUGAGACCCUCCUGAACUCUGAUUCCAUGCCUCGCAACGUCCAUCGUAUCCACCGAGCAACCCUAAUAGAUUCAGGGUGGUACCGCUGUGCGAUUUUCCAGAACCUUUCAGAAUUCCUGUCCCUCUGGAUGGAAGUCACUGUCCAGAUCCCUGUGAGCUGCCCAUCCAUCAGCUCAGAUCUGAAGGAGCCCGCUGUGUCCAUCGGUGACCACUUUCCCAUCCGGUGUACGUCUGAAAAUGGGACACUGCCUAUAAACCUCAUGCUUUACCACGACCACCACCCCCACCCCCUGAGGAACACAACAGUCGUUGACUCCAGGACAGCCACCUUCCAUGUCACCGUGCCACCUGAUGGGGAGGGCGCUGCGUACUCCUGUGGUGCUGCCAAUGCCGUUGCCCACGUUAUCAACUGCAGUGAGCCGCUCGUCCUCACUGUGUCAGGUCCCUCUGGGAAAUUUGCUCUGCAGGUCGGAGGUUCUGCUGUUGCUGCCGUUCUCCUCAUUGUUUUCCUGCUUCUGUUUGCUGUCUGCAAACUCCAUCAUAAAGAGAGACAUCAGGACACCUCUGGUUCCCAAUCCAGGAGAGACACCAGCAGCCCCAAUCAUGAUGAAAUUGUGUACUCUGUUGUCCAAGCAAAGAAGAAAGAAGGAGGCUCCGUCAGGACAAGAAGAGAACCACAGGAGUCUGACAGUCGUGUGACUUAUGCGUCAUUAAUGUACCUUGAAACACCAAAGGUCAGAGAGGCAAGUGCCAGAGGGGAGGAAGAAAAUGGCUCGUCCAUCUACCAGAACUUUCAGAGGAGGUAGUCACAGAGAUCUGCUGCCCCUGCUGAUGAGGAAGAGAAGUUCCUUCUGGUGGCAGGCAGGGGUCUGUUCAUUUGUCAUCUUCAACUGAAGAAUGGACCAAAUCAACAUGGGAACUUCACAUCAGAGAAAUGUCACCUGGUUGUUCUGUCAUUCUAGAAUGCAGUUAGUUCCCCAAAUGCUGUGCACAUAUCCCUAACCCUCAGUAGCCGUAGAUGAACAGGAUGUCUUCUGCCCAAAGCUAUGGUUUAACAUCUUCACCCAAUUCUAAAUCCUCAUGUUUGGGAGCCACGUAGCAAUGGACUGCUGCCUCAUAUAGAGUCAUGCAGCACAGAAACUGACCCUUUGAUCCAACUUGUCCAUGCCAACCAAACUUCCCAAACUGAGCUCACCCCUCCUGCCUGUGCUUGGCUCAUAUCCCUCCAAACAUUUCUUAUUCAUUCAUUUAUCCAAGUGUCCUUUAAACAUUGUAAGUGUACCCGCAUCCAUCACUUCCUCUGGAAGUUCAUUCCAUACUUAAACAAGUCUGUAAAAAAGUAGCCCUCAUGUCUUUUUUAAUAUCUGUCUCUUCUCACCUCAAAAGAAUGCUCUCUUGUCUUAAAAUUCCCCACCCUAUAAGAUUUUAUAAACCUCUAUAACCUCUCAAUCUUCAAAUUGUGCAAAUAGUUGCUGCCUCUCUUUAUAACUCAAUUCCUCCAUUCCCUGUAAUACACUUGUCAAUCUUUUCUGCACCCUUCUCAGUUUAAUAAUAUCCUUCCUAUAACAGGGCAACCAGAACCGCACACAAUACUCCAGAACGGGACCUGAUCACACAUACCCUAGAAGUUAGUGUAAAGGGAGGGAAGUGAUGGUUGAGCCCCUUGCUGAGAUACUUGUGUCAUUGAUAGCCACAGGUGAGGUGCCAGAAGACUGGAUUUUGGAUAAAGUGGUGUCACCAUUCAAGAAAAGUGGUUAAAAAAAAGCAUGGGAACUAUUGACCAGUGAGCCUGACAUCAGUGUUGGACAAGUUGUUGUAGGGGAUCCUAAGGGACAGGAUUUACAUGUAUUUGGAAAGACAAGGACUGAUUAGGGAUAGUCAAUGUGGCUUUGUCCUUGGGAAAUCAUGUGGUACUAACUUAAUUGAGUCUUUUGAAGAUGUAACGAAGAGGAUUGAUGAAGACAGAGCAGUGGAUGUGAUCUAUAUGGAUUUCUGUAAGGCAUUCGACAAGGUUCCUCACAGUCGACUUGUCAGCAAGGUUACAUCACA